AGGCGUCCGCCCCCCCCCCCCGCUCGGGCCUUCCCCCCUCCCCCCCCGGGCGGACCCCGGUCAGCGGCGCCGGGGGGAGGCGGAGAGGAGGGCUUUUGUCAACAUGACCGAGAGAACGGACAGCCUCCACUUCCAGUUUGACAACUACGGGGACUCGAUGCUGCAGAAGAUGAACAAGCUGAGAGAGGAGAACAAAUUCUGCGACGUCACCGUCCGUAUCGACGACCUGGAGGUCCACGGCCACAAGAUCGUCUUCGCCGCCGGCUCGCCCUUCCUGAGAGAUCAGUUCCUGCUCAACGACUCCAGGGAGGUCAAGAUCUCCAUCCUGCAGAGCUCGGAAGUCGGGCGGCAGCUGCUCCUCUCCUGCUACAGCGGGGUCCUGGAGUUCCCCGAGAUGGAGCUGGUGAACUAUUUAACGGCCGCCAGCUUCCUUCAGAUGAGCCACAUCGUGGAGCGAUGCACGGAGGCGCUCUGGAAGUUCAUCAGGCCGAAGCAGAAGCUGGAAAGCAAAGAGGGGAGCCAAGCCAGGGCCAAAUCCUCCCAGUCGAAGGAGGCUGUCGGAGCCAGUGGCGGGGAAGAGGAGGAGGAGGAGGAGGAUGACGAGGAGGAGGAGGAAGAAGACUCCUUGCAGCCCGAUUCGCCUUGCCUCCAGCCCUCGGAGGACAGCAUGGACAUGGACGAUAGCGACAUCCAGAUUGUGAAAGUGGAGUCCAUCGGGGAGGUGGCCGAGGCCGGGAGUAAAAAGGACCCCGCCCCUUUCGUUUCCUCCGGACAGCAGAGUUCCCUCCCUUCCUCGGAGCCCCAGCACUCUCUCAUCAACUCCACCGUGGAGAACCGAGUUGGCGACCUGGAGCAGAGCCAGCUCCACAACUACGCCCUCUCCUACUCGCCGGCCGACAACCUCAUCGUGGCUUCCAAGGACCUCUUCGGCCCCAGCAAUCGCGGGGUGGACAAGGGCCUGCAGUGGCACCACCAGUGCCCCAAGUGCACCCGCGUCUUCCGGCACUUGGAGAACUACGCCAAUCACCUGAAGAUGCACAAGCUCUUCAUGUGCCUCCUGUGCGGGAAAACCUUCACCCAGAAAGGCAACCUCCACCGGCACAUGAGAGUCCACGCCGGCAUCAAGCCCUUCCAGUGCAAGAUCUGUGGGAAGACCUUCUCCCAGAAGUGCUCCUUGCAGGACCACCUCAACCUGCACAGCGGGGACAAGCCCCACAGGUGCAAUUACUGCGACAUGGUCUUCGCCCACAAGCCGGUCCUCCGGAAGCACCUCAAGCAGCUUCACGGCAAGAACAGCUUCGACAACGCCAACGAGAGGAGCGCUCAGGACUCCAACGCGGACUUCGAUGCCUUCGGCUGCGGCUCGGGGGCGGACUCCAAGGGCUGCCCCGCCAACGAAGCCAGCCAGGUGCUGGAUGCGGGGAAACUGGCCCAGGCCGUGCUCAGUUUACGGAGCGAAAGCGCCUGCGCGAAUUAAGGGCUUGCCUGCCUCCCUCCCACCCAGCCAGCCUCUCUUUGCGAGUGAGAAGACCACCAACCGCCGCAGGGGUGCAGGAGAGGGGGGGUGCUCAAACCUGGCACGGCUCCCCCCCCCACUUUUGAGCUCUUGGGGCGGCCUGAACCUGACCUUGUAAGCAGGCCUCCUUCACCUCUUCCUUUUAGAAAGGUUCGGCGUGUCUCAGCGACUUUGUCCCUUUUGCAAACGGAACUUCCUUCUAUGAACAUUACAAGAGCUGGCACUAGUUAAUCCCUGGUUUGGUUAAAAGUUCUGGCAAAAAAAAGAAGCCACUCGGUUGUGAGCCAGCCGAAGGCAUUUAAAAAAAAACUAAAAAACCCAGGAACAGAUGCGCUCCGUGAUUGGCGGAGUUUUUAAGCUAAAAGACAGGACUGCGUUCUUAGAAAAAGGAAAAGGAGAGAAAAAAAACAAACAAAAAAACACUGGAUUAAUUAUAAAGUCUUUUUACUUGGGUCGCCUCUGGGCGGCCGUCUUCUUUUGUAUUCUUGAUUAAAAGCCCAUUAGGUACUUCCCUCUUGUCUCCUCCUACCCUAAGGAGCAUCCACUCCUUUAACACGGUAGUUCCUUUCCGAAUAGGACGGUUGGGAGGGAAGCAGCACAAUUGCUUCAGAGCAAACCUGGGGGAAAAUUGGACCAGCAGGUUAGUGGCAUGGCCCUUUUGUGCCCCGUAGGAUGAUCCUCUCUUUUGUCUUUCCGUUCAGGCUCAAUUCCUACCCUCGAUCCCACCAGAAUCUGGUUUCAUCCCAUCCUUUGUAGAAACGGCGUGCGUGCUUAGACUAGGACGGUUGAAGUUUGCAUGCGUCUCCCUCCCUCCCUCACCUGUGCGAUCCUUUUACAACGCAAAUUGGGUUUUUCUCCGUAACGGUUUCCCUCCGGAUGCUAGAAGGGCCUCUGCUUAACAUCUCUCUUUAUUUUCUGACGUAUACCCCUGGGAUCAGUUCCUUCGUCGUCCCUGAAACCCCAAGUCUUUUAAAAAAAAAAAAGAUUAUAUAUGGUGCUUCAAAUAACUAGUGGCAUUUGGUAAAAUGGUUAGAAGCAAGGAUUUGUUUGAAAAGGAUCUUAUUGUGCCCUUGUGAAGCCUCUGAAAAGGGAGAGGGUCUCCAGAGCAUACAAUAAGUCCUUCGACUCUUUGGAAUUAUUUCCUGGGGAGAGGCAAUUCCCAACUGUCAAAAAACAGUUACUAGUUGAAGGUGGAUUAUUAGUGUAUCGUAUGAGCCGUAUUUCAGUGACUCUUAGCCAAGAAUUCUGGCGUAGGAGACCCCUGGGAAUGUUUUUUCUAUUAUCAUGGUGGUCUUUUUUUUCCUGUGCUGGCAAAUCCAGGAAUCCCUGGGUUGCAGACUUGCAAUAUUUACUCCCCUAAUAAAAAGAGUUUCCUUUUGGAAAAAAAAACAUGAUUGGGGAAGAAACCUCGGGAUCUCCGGCUGCUCCAAAGAGACCUCCCAAAUCUUCAAGUGUUCCAAGACGAAACCCCUUCCCUUUCUGGCCAGAGAUUUUUCCGGCCGAGGAGUUGUGCGAACGCAGCUUCCUUGCUUCGUAUCCCGUCUCCUUUCUUCUUUCUUUGCCCAUUUGUCAUCUUCCGUUCAUCCUUAGGUCAGAAGUGGGAGAGGAGUAGUAAAUUGUGUGUGUAGAAAGGCGAGGUUGGCUCAAAGGUUUAAGCGAACAGGUGGUGGGAAUGCUGGGCCCUCAAAGCCCGGGGGGGGGGUCAUCUUGUGACUGUAGCAAUUCGUAGGUAGAACCACAAAACCAGCAUUAUUGGCCUUUCUCCCUGUUUAGGGGUUUCCCGAGGAGAGGGGAUCCCCCCCCUCCUCCCGUCUCGCCCUCAACAUCUUGCAAACCUCUUGGGGGAGAGAAGGCGGUCUUGAUCUGUGAAUGCAUUCUAGUAAGACCCCUCACCCUUCUGUUUGUGUACUGAGUCAGAAUAAAGCAAUUACACCACCUUCCAA
Messenger RNA from Pantherophis guttatus, 3459 nucleotides. RefSeq names its product zinc finger and BTB domain containing 26 (gene ZBTB26). Gene Ontology annotation, molecular function: DNA-binding transcription factor activity, RNA polymerase II-specific; RNA polymerase II cis-regulatory region sequence-specific DNA binding; protein binding. Gene Ontology annotation, biological process: regulation of transcription by RNA polymerase II. Lineage: Eukaryota; Metazoa; Chordata; Lepidosauria; Squamata; Colubridae. The record is from RefSeq and is a predicted model, not a curated record.